AUGGGUAAUUCCUCUACAUCCAAACAUUCAAGAUCACCCUAUAUUCCAGCAGCACCAACCUACCAUUCGGCAGUACCAACCUACCACUCAGCAGUGCCACAAGCAGUGCCAUACGGAGAGAGGUUAACUGUUCAAUCAGAACAGUUUUCAUUAGAAUCGGCAGCAGGCAAUAUUAAGGCAAAUGAGAAACAGCUAGGCAAUGAAACAGAUCUUGGAAAUCUACCAUCCGGUUAUGUACGCAUUCACGGUGGUUUAAAAUUGCCUGGUGAUAAUAGUGGCUAUUCAAGUCCAUUAUUCGUCAUUAAUCUAUAUAAAGAUGAGGAUAAUAUCGAUCAAACUCGUGAACUAACUGGACAAGCUUCUAUUACAGAACAGCAAGCUUCAUUAAACACUAAACAUCGAAUCAAACGAAUAGAACAGUACAUGACAUGCACUGAGGAACUAUGCAUUAUUCCGGUCGAAGAUAUUGUUGCUAUUAAUUAUAAGAGUCAAUUUCGAAAGUCUGUGCAUCAUGAGGAACGAAUUGAUACUACACAGGAAGUUGAAUAUAAAGGAAAGUUUUUUAAAAAGAAACAUUUGCAUGAUGUCGAAAACGUCACUAAUAAACAAAUACAAUAUGCCCAACGUCUUGUUACUAUUGAAAUCGAAUACUUCAAAUAUGUUAAUCCUGACUCAGCUAGCAUUGUACGUGGCUUAAACCUUCAGGAACGUGAAAAACUGGAUUUUGAAAAAGAUGAUUACACUGAAAAACAACAACAAGCCGAACUACUUUGUCGUGCUGUUGUUCAUCUGAAAACAUUGCGUGUUUAUCCGAGUAUUCAGGAAUUACCAGCACUUUUCCAUCAAGAAUCUCUUGAAUCGCUUGGCCACGUUUUUGUUGAGCGUUCUUUUACCGAUCCACUCUCAUCAAGACAACAACAUCCACCUGCUAUAGAAAUGAGAAAACAGCAGCAGCCAGCUAUUCAACACUACCCUCAACUAGCAGCUUUGCCGCAGCCGGCAACUGCGACAUUGACUGAAGUAGAGGAGGAUAGUCGUGAAUUCUAA
Molecule: messenger RNA, 1047 nt
Organism: Adineta steineri
Lineage: Eukaryota; Metazoa; Rotifera; Eurotatoria; Adinetida; Adinetidae
Source: the annotation of a GenBank genome assembly